UAUAAUAUAUAAUAAUGUAAUGUGGUGUAUACACACACAUGUAUAUUUAUUUUUAUAUAUAUAGGUGUGAUGUUUAACACCUGAGAUGCUGUAUAUUGUUUAUGUUAUAUGAAGGUAAAUUAAUUUAAUAUGAUUACAUCUGGAGGUUAUGCUGUACAUCUUCUGGCAGGAGGAAUUGGUGGUACAGUAGGUGCUAUCAUAACAUGUCCACUUGAAGUUCUGAAAACACGACUACAAUCCUCAGUUGCCACGUUUCACCAUUCUUCGGUGUAUGUUCCGUCUCCGGUCUCCACACACUCCCUUGCGCCCCAAACUUUCGUUGGAUUACGUUCACCAGGUUACAAUGCAUUGGAACUGUCUCAGAAUAUACUAACAAACCGACCAAGAGUUUCAUUUGGAAUCUAUGUAUGUCUACGCCACAUAGUGGAAACAGAAGGUCUAAAAGGAUUAUUUAAAGGACUUGGCCCGAAUCUUGUUGGAGUUGCUCCUUCACGGGCUUUGUACUUUUUUGCAUAUGCUAAUAUGAAAAUGACCCUAAAUUCAGUAUUGGCACCUGAUACACCUCUGGUCCACAUUUUCUCUGCAUUAGCAGCUGUUUUUACUUCUUGGAGCAGUUGUGGUGCAUUUAAAAUUCUAACCAAAAAAGACAACAGUUUAAAGUGUCGUGACUGUAUUAAGAACAUUUACCAACAGAGUGGUGUUAGAGGUUUCUACAAAGGCAUCACUGCUUCCUACUUUGGAAUGACUGAAACCGUUAUUCAUUUUGUGAUAUAUGAAGCUCUCAAGAGCCGGUUCCUUGCCUACAAUAAUCAAAAGCAGAGUGGCAGCUACACUAACAAUGAACGGAAACCAUCAGAUUUCCUCUACUGCAUGCUUUCUGGUGCCAUUUCCAAGACUUGUGCUACAUGCAUUGCAUAUCCACAUGAAGUUGCACGGACAAGGUUACGUCAAGAAGGCCACAAAUACACCUCCUUUUUCCAGACGUUAUUCCUCGUUGCUCGCGAAGAAGGUUUCUUGGCUCUGUACCGUGGUCUUGGCACACAGUUCGUACGUCAGAUACCUAACACAGCAAUAGUGAUGUCCACAUACGAACUUGUUGUCUACAAGUUGUCUGACCGGUGAACUCUUCUUUAGCAAACUGUGAUUAAUUGGUCUUGUGAAACUUGGCGUUUUAGCAAUGCAGAGAGUGCCAGAACAGAGAAAACUACUGGUUCUUUUAUGAUGCUGCAGAAGACAUUUAAUUUUCUUGGGACCUUUUGUAAAAGAUUUUUUUUCUUGGCUGUACUAAACAAACAAACAACAAAAAAAAAACUGAAAUGGACUCCAGGCCAAAAGUCUCAAGUGCUUUAUAUGAAUUUUUUUAAGGAAAAAAAAAAAAACCAUCCGUAGCCAUGCAAAGCAUCUUGUGACCAACACAAUUGGUAACAUAGUUGUUAAUCAUUAAACUAUUUAACGUUUA
Octopus bimaculoides (California two-spot octopus) is the source of this 1459-nucleotide messenger RNA. RefSeq names its product solute carrier family 25 member 36. Gene Ontology annotation, biological process: pyrimidine nucleotide import into mitochondrion. Gene Ontology annotation, molecular function: pyrimidine nucleotide transmembrane transporter activity. Gene Ontology annotation, cellular component: mitochondrion. The record is from RefSeq and is a predicted model, not a curated record. NCBI's taxonomy places the organism in Eukaryota, Metazoa, Mollusca, Cephalopoda, Octopoda, Octopodidae.